CGCACCGGCAGCACCGGCAGCACCGGAGCUCUCCCGGGCCCCUCCCGGCGGCCGGCACCGGGCACUGGCGCCGCGGAGCCACGAUGCGCCCCCGAGGGUCCUGGGCCGCUGGCCCGGCUGUGCUGCUGCUCCUGGCCGGCGUCCUCGCCUCCGACACGCCGCCCAGCCCCCGGGGACGGAAGAAGGUGGUCCACGUCAUGGAGGGGGACAGCGGGGCCGUGGUGGUGCAGACGGCCCCGGGGAAAGUGGUGACGCACCGGGGCGGCACCAUCAUCCUGCCCUGCCGCUACCACUACGACGUCUCGGCCCACGACCCCGAUGAGAUCCGCCUCAAGUGGACCAAGGUGACGGAGCCGAUGGCCUUCGUGGACGUCUUCGUGGCCCUGGGGAAGGCGCGGCGGGCGUUCGGCAGCUACCGCGGGCGCACGGCCCUGCAGGAGGACGGCUUCGGGGACGCCUCGCUCAUCAUCCGCAACGUCACCCUUCAGGACUACGGCCGCUACGAGUGCGAGGUCACCAACGAGCUCGAGGAUGACACCGGCAUGGUCAAGCUGGACCUUGAAGGUGUGAUCUUCCCCUACCACCCGCGCCUGGGCCGCUACACCCUGAACUUCCACGAGGCGCAGCAGGCGUGCCUGCAGCAGGACGGCAUCCUGGCCUCGCACGACCAGCUGCACCAAGCCUGGCUGGAGGGCAUGGACUGGUGCAACGCGGGCUGGCUGGAGGACGGCUCCGUGCAGUACCCCAUCUCCCGGCCGCGGGAGGAGUGCGGCCGCAAGGACACGCCGGUGGGGGUGCGCAACUACGGCUACCGGCACAAGGAGAGCGAGCACUACGACGCCUUCUGCUUCACCUCCAACCUCAACGGCAAAGUCUACUUCCUGAAGACGUACCGCAAGCUGAGCUACGCCGAGGCGGUGCAAGCCUGCAAGAACAACGGGGCAGCCGUGGCCAAGGUGGGGCAGCUCUACGCCGCCUGGAAGAUCCAGCUGCUGGACCGCUGCGAGGCCGGCUGGCUGGAGGACGGCAGCAUCCGCUACCCCAUCGUCAACCCGCGGGCGCGCUGCGGCGGCCGGGAGCCCGGCGUGCGCAACCUGGGCUUCCCGGACAAAAAGUACAAGCUUUUCGGGGUGUAUUGCUUCAAGAAGGCUGGCGAGGCUGCCCCCGAGAAGGAACAGGGCGGGGGGCAUCCCAACCGCGUGUGAUGCAGUCCUGGGGCUCCCCAAGGGGGGUACCCAGCUUCGCAUGGCUGCGGAGCAUCCUCAGACUCUGCUGGGAGCCCCCUGGGGUUGUGGCUCUGCACCUUGAACUGGAAGAGCCUGGGCAGUGCCAGCGCCUGCUCUGCUGUCACCAAAGCCCAGCGAUGCUUGGGGAAAAAAACUGAGGCACCAGGAGGAGAAGGCGCUGAGCCACCCGGGCACGAGGCCUGCGCUCGGAGCCGGUGCCAGCUCCCCAGCCCACCUGCAGUUAUCGCUUAGAAAUCAGCGCAUUGCAUGUGCAAAAAGCCUGGCAGGAGCAAAGCAGGACCGAGCCCACCGCAGCCCUCGGGCUCGCCAGCUCCACGCUGCCGCCAGGGCUGCGCAGCACCAAACCCAGCCGUGGGGACACCGCAGGUGUGCAUUGAGCCCCCAAAAUUGUGUCGCCGGUGCAGGCUGAGCCACGCACCCGCAGCGCCCGCUCGGGGCUGGGCGCUGCAGCCUCUCGCCUUCGCGCUUGGCUUAGAGCAGAAGUGGCCGUGGCCAGCAGAUGCCCGCAGGCACUGGCCCAUGCCCCGGACCCAGCCGGGCACCGGCUCCAGGUUUCGUGCAGCCCCAGUGCUGCGAGCUGGACUUAGGUGAAAUAAAAGCUUCGG
This is a messenger RNA of Cygnus olor (mute swan), 1852 nucleotides long. It is a transcript of the gene HAPLN4, whose product is annotated as hyaluronan and proteoglycan link protein 4. Gene Ontology annotation, biological process: cell adhesion. The transcript is spliced from 5 exons. The coding region runs from base 84 to 1205 and encodes 373 amino acids. The record is from RefSeq and is a predicted model, not a curated record. Gene Ontology annotation, molecular function: hyaluronic acid binding. NCBI's taxonomy places the organism in Eukaryota, Metazoa, Chordata, Aves, Anseriformes, Anatidae.